AUGACGUCCCAAGGACUCACAGAAGCUGCCUGCGCAUCGACAACCGGCCCUCUGGCACCGCCUUUCAACCCGUUCGCGGUGGAACCUCCUGGGAAGUUUGACUUUAGGCGGCCAGAGGGGUGGAGGCGAUGGGUCACACGAUGGGAACGCUACCGAGUGAUAUCCGGACUCCAAAAGCAGGACGCUUCAACUCAGAUCAACACGUUUCUCUACGCGAUGGGUAGCGGAGCAGAGGACGUGCUCAUUUCGUUGCGUCUGACCGAGGAAGCGGCCAACGAUUACGUGCAACUGAAGGCGGCCUUCGACAAGUACUUCGUCCCGAGCAAGAACGUCAUAUACGAGCGCGCGCGCUUCAACCUUCGAUCCCAGAUGGAACACGAAACUGUGGAAGAGUUCGUGAAGGAGCUUCACAGUCUGGCAGAGUUCUGCGAUUUCGGUCCAUUGAAGGACGAAUUGAUCCGAGACAGAAUUGUUGUCGGCCUACGAGACCGGGCGUUGAGCGAACGCCUGCAACUCGACGCAAGUCUCACCUUGGAGAAAGCCGUGAGCAUGGCCCGGAACUCCGAAACCGUCAAGGGACAACAGAGUCUCAUUCGCGGAAAUGGCACAACCUCGGAAACCGUCGUGGAGGCUUUGACUUCGGCGAAAUCUGGAGCGACAAAGGGGAGCCGGUCCCGCACUGAGCCACGUACUGGGUACCCUGAAGUACAAUCUGCACCUUGCAAGUGGUGCGGUUCACGCCAGUUUCAUCAAAGGACUGACUGUCCGGCUCAAGGGAAAACUUGUAAUCUCUGCAAGAAAUUAGGGCACUUCGCCUCGGUAUGCAAGUCAGCAUCCCCGUCACACAAGUCCGGAACUCGUCGGCGACAGCAAGGCAAAGCACGACGAGCGGUUGAAGAGGUUUUCCUUGGUGACAUCCGAAACCCAUCGUCUUCUGAUGCAUGGUACAUCAUAGCCAAAGUUGAUGGUAAACCUGUGAAUUUCAAGGUCGACACUGGCGCGGAUGUUACGGCUGUGCCGCCCACUGCGCUUUCUAGUCAAGCCCGCAACUCUCUUACUCAGCCUCUCAAAUCACUCUACGGUCCUGGAAGGGCGAAGAUAAAUACCCUUGGGCAAGUAGAAGCUGAAGUCUACUGGAAUGGGAAGACGACGACCCAGGAGAUCUUUGUCGUUCAGGGUCUCCAGCAUGCUUUGUUGGGCCGCCCUGCCAUAAAAGCAUUGGAUGUGCUUCCACAGCUACUCUCGGUUAACCACGAUGUCGGACUGAACGCAGUCCCAUCGGAGUUUCAGUGCCUAUUCGGGUCUCUGGGGCGAAUGAAGGCUACGUACAGCAUCCGACUAAAGCAAGAUGCAAGACCACACGCCGUCACUUAUCCACGGCGGGUCGCACUGCCACUGUUACCGGGCGUUCAAGCCGAGUUGCACCGGAUGGAAGAGCUUGGCGUCAUCAAGAAGGUUGAACACGCUACGGAAUGGUGUGCGCCAAUGGUCGUCGUCAGAAAGAAGAACGGAAGCCUGCGCAUUUGCGUAGAUUACGGCGAACUAAACGCACAGGUUGUCCGCGAGCGCAUCUUUAUGCCGACAGUUGAAGAGAAUCUCAACAAGGUCACACAGGCAAAAGUUUUCAGCAAGCUCGACUGCAACGCUGGCUACUGGCAAGCGCCUCUCUCCCCAGAAAGCUGCGAACUGACGACGUUUAUAACGCCACUGGGAAGAUACCAGUUUUUGCGUCUUCCAUUUGGAAUUGCUACUGCCCCUGAGUUUUUCCAACGCGAGAUGCUCCGGAUCCUGCAAGGACUCGAAGGCACAGUGUGCCACAUGGACGACGUUCUGAUAUUCGGGCGGAACGAAGACGAGCACGAUAAGCGACUGCACGCUGUGCUACGUACGCUAAAGGAUGCCGGCGUGACUCUAAACGAGGAAAAGUGUCAAUUCAGAAGAUCCAGAAUCCACUUCCUUGGGCACAUACUUGACGCUAACGGUAUCUCUGCAGACCCGGACAAGACCGAAGCCAUUCGGAAGAUGCCAGCACCGCAGUCGGUUAGCGAGCUGCGCUCAUUUUUCGGCAUGCUCAACCACCUUGCAAAGUUUCUUCCUCACAUGGCCGAAAAGACGAAAGCCCUCCGCGAUCUGCUGGCGUCAGAUGCUGCGUGGUACUGGGGCCCUCAGCAACAGGAAGCUUUCGAGAAGAUAAAAGAAGAGCUCGCGAGCACCCCUGUUCUCACGUACUACUCCCCAUUGCGGCCACAUACGCUGUCAGUAGACGCGUCGUCGUAUGGUCUCGGAGCGGUACUCCUACAGGACGAGUCGGAUGGCGAACGUCAUCCAGUUGCGUACGCCUCCAGAGCACUGACUACGACUGAGCAGCGUUACGCGCAAGUGGAAAAAGAGGCCUUGGCGGUAACGUGGGCGUGUGAGAAAUUUCGUAUGUACGUGCUGGGCCUCCCUUUUCAAGUACAAACGGACCACAAGCCUCUGGUACCGAUCCUGACUUCUAAGAGGCUAGAUGACCUCACUCCUCGUCUGCAAAGACUGCGAAUGCGCACCUUGGAGUACGACUUCUCAGUCACAUAUGUACCCGGCAAGGAGUUGUACACUGCCGACGUGCUUUCCAGAAAUCCGGUUCCCGACGUCAACGGCAAUAAUGACAUGUUGGAGUCGGCUCUCAAGGACUUCGAGGUCCUCACCGUAGACCUGCUGCCGGCAUCACGCAACAUGCUAUCGCGCAUCAGAAACGCUUUGCGGGUAGAUCAAACAUUGUGCCGAGUAAUGGAGUACUGCGAAACACAAUGGCCUCCUGCCAACACCCUCCCAGCCGAUCUGCGUAGGUACGCCAGCCUCUCCGGGGAGCUCUCUGUCGUCAGAGGUCUGCUCCUACGUGGGUCUCGUCUGGUCGUGCCCCCAGUUCUUCGCAAUGAAAUCCUGGAAAGGUUGCACACAGGACACCAGGGGAUUACGAGGUGCCGUGCGAGAGCUCGGGAGUCAGCGUGGUGGCCAGGAAUCAGUCUGGAACUACAGGACUACAUACGUCGAUGCCCGACCUGCCAGGAGCAUCGAAUCCCGGGGGUGGAACCACUAAUGCAGUCGACGCUACCGCAACGACCGUGGGAGACGAUAGGCAUGGACUUGUUCUACGCCAAUGGACGAAGCUACUUGGUAGUCGUCGACUAUUUUUCGAAGUUUUUUGAGCUGAGCAGACUCAAGACCACAACGAGCGCAAACGUAAUUGCGAAGAUUCGGCCUAUGUUCGCACGGUUUGGCGUGCCUGACGUUGUUCGGUCGGACAACGGCCCUCAAUUCGCAUCAGGAGAAUUUCAGUGGUUUCUGUCGACGCAAGGAAUCAAGCACGUCACGUCGAGCCCACAUUUUCCGCAAAGCAAUGGACAGGCCGAACGCACGGUCCAGACGGCGAAGGCCCUUUUGAAAAAGGAACUGGACGUCAACAGCGCCCUCCAAGCACACCGGACGACACCCGGAAGCUGUGGGUACGCGCCGGCUGAACUCCUGAUGGGAAGACGACUCCAAUCGAACGUCCCUGUGAACCCGAAAUCCCUCAUCCCUUCGUGGCCAUAUCUCCACACAUACCGAAGACCGUAUCGGAAACAACAGGUCGCAAGGGCAACUGUGUAUAACUCGCGACGCCGGGUGGCGGAGCGUCCAGAGCUGCGGAGCGGUACAAGGGUCCGCAUCCUGGCGGGCGCCGGAGCACAUGGGACGAUUCUUCGACAAGCAGGAACCCCGAGGUCGUAUGUUGUGGGAAUGGAGGGUGGCACCACAAGGCGAACCACGAGACACCUACAGGAGUCGUUUUCAACCGCAGCCGGACAGAAACAGCCGACAACAGUCGGCAAACCUCCAACAGCGCCAACACAACAGGACCAAGGCGUGGUCAAGACACGGGCUGGCCGAGUGGUUAAGAAGCCAGACAGAUACGGCUAUUGUACAUAG
Ornithodoros turicata is the source of this 3948-nucleotide messenger RNA. RefSeq lists its product as uncharacterized. Gene Ontology annotation, biological process: DNA integration. Gene Ontology annotation, molecular function: nucleic acid binding; zinc ion binding. The coding region runs from base 1 to 3948 and encodes 1315 amino acids. The transcript has a single exon. NCBI's taxonomy places the organism in Eukaryota, Metazoa, Arthropoda, Arachnida, Ixodida, Argasidae. The record is from RefSeq and is a predicted model, not a curated record.